This is a messenger RNA of Talaromyces proteolyticus, 1983 nucleotides long. RefSeq lists its product as uncharacterized. The coding region runs from base 1 to 1983 and encodes 660 amino acids. NCBI's taxonomy places the organism in Eukaryota, Fungi, Ascomycota, Eurotiomycetes, Eurotiales, Trichocomaceae. The transcript has 2 exons. The record is from RefSeq and is a predicted model, not a curated record.
AUGGAGAAACCUCCUGCCGUCGUCAUCAUCGCCCGCCACGGAGCGCGCAUCGAUGCCGUCGACAAGGAAUGGCACUUGACUUCGCCCACACCCUACGACCCUCCUCUCACAUACGGUGGAUGGUUACAAGGGCGCGCUCUUGGGGCUCGUAUUGCCAGCCUGUUGAGGGCGAGAGAAGAGUCCGUGCAGAAUCAUUCACCCACUGCAAGCAGCUCGACUACAACGCUCCAAGAUGCGGUUGAUUCCGGCCCAGAAGAACUGCACCAGAGAGUGCCGAAGAAAGUGCGGCAGCAUAGGGUGGUCAUCCAUUCUUCCCCCUUCCUCCGCUGCGUCCAAACCUCGAUUGCGAUCAGUGCGGGCAUGAGCCAGUAUCACCGCGUUGAAAGGGAACGGCUCGGCGCCGAGGGUUCGCCGACGCCAGAUAUUUCAUCUGAGGAGAUAUCGCCGUCCACAAGCCCAUUCCGGUCGUCGACCCCAAAUAUGCUAGAGAGGCUAGCCAAGUCUGGGGACAAGGACAAGAUAAACGGCCAUGCGAAACAACCCAAGGCGGUCUCAAAGACCCGCCUGCGAAUCGAUGCCUUCCUAGGAGAAUGGCUAUCGCCAGACUACUAUGAUCAGAUAACUCCCCCUCCAGGAUCAGUGAUGAUGGUUGCGGGAGCAAAGGCAGACCUCUUGAGACGUGGUGAGGGUCUUCCGCGUGCCAAUGACUCUGCUUUCCAGUCCCCCACCGGCCACUUUCCAGGUGGAUGGAAAAAUAGCUCGCUACCAUCGUCACCUGCCACGGACAAUGAAGAAGACAAGUUCCCAGGCAUGGGUUCACUAGCCGAUGCUUUGCCCCAGGUCGGCCGCUCAGGACACGAUGAUGGACUGCGCGGCGGACGAUUGGUAAAAGGAUUUACUAUCCGUGAUGUGUUGUCCCGAGCACAUUCACACAAUCAUGAAGAAUUUUUCGAAGGCUACAUUCCUCCACUCCCAUCCUAUGCCAUCUCACCGGCCGAUUCAAUUCCCGCCGGCUACGUUGCCCAUGCAAGAGACGCCUGCGUUGAUGUCGACUACCAGUGGGACAGUAUGAGAGACCCACCGAAUUGGGGAGAUGGAGGAGAGUAUGGUGAGGAAUGGAGUGCGAUGCAUAAGCGCUUUCGGAAUGGCCUUUUGAAUCUACUGGAUUGGUAUGCCCAUGAGAAACCACAGAGCCAUGGACACCACCAUCGGCAUCAUCAUCAUCACGAGGACGACGAAACAGACACAGUAGUGGUCCUUGUUACACAUGGAGCUGGUUGUAAUGCUCUGAUUGGUGCACUGACAAAUCAACCAGUCCUCAUAGAUGUGGCCAUGGCUUCCCUCACAAUGGCAGUACGCAAGGACGUCUUCAAAAUCAAGGAUUCAGACAACCAGCCAAGAAAUAAGAAACAGGAUGAGCAGGAUGAACAUACUCGUCAGGUGUCUGACAUAUCUGUUCUUGAAGCUUACGACUUAUCUCUGAUUGCAUCAACGGAGCACCUCGAUGUUACGUCCAACCCUCUUGCGAUUCCUCAGCUCCCUCAUCCUGGUCUUGAACGGUCCAGGUCGAUUUCAGCAUAUCGGCAUCGAGGUGACGGACGCCCAGUUCUUAUUCCAAACAGCUACGAAAUAUCUACGCAACCCACCCGUAAUCCUGGCUUACACCGGGCAGCUACAACGAAUUCAUCCCGCCAUCAUCGUUCUCGAGAAGGUUCUGGCUUGUGGGGAUCGAUGUCGUCUGAAGUUGACAAGGACAGUGUUCUAGAAGAAAAAGACAGCAUGCCUUACUUCAGCCAGCCUGGAUUGUCGGGCAGCAACCCAAAUGAAAUAUCUCCUCAAACAUCAAUAAACGCGAAGCCGUCAUCUUCGAAACCGCCACUAGAGGAAGUUAAAUCACAGCGAGGACUUUGGAGUAGCGCAAUUACCGCGCAGGAACGCGAACCAGCUACAAAGCGAAGAUGGACCGUCAGCGAGCGUCGCUAG